AUGUCCGCCCCACCGAAGAAGAGUAACGUAGGCAUGGAAACUCGCCAUAAAUCUGAAACAGCAAAGACAGGCCGCGUCCAUCCUGCAGCCUCGCCUGAGCGUGUGCCUGACCCCGGGUCUGAUGCUAACGAGCGCCUGCUAUGUUGUAUGGAGGAAAUGAUGCAGAGCAUGCGCUCGGACAUUGUCUCUGAGUUUGAGCAGAUAGUAUCCGGGGUAGUUAAACGAGAGAUAGCCGCUGCCCUUCGACCGCUAGAAGCAACUUUGAGUGCGCAAAGUGAAACCAUUAAUAGCUUGGAAGAUACUGCUACGGAUUGUGGUGGCCAGCUAACUAGCCUACAAGCUACGGUAGCUUCGCUAGCCGAGCAGGUUGGCUCUCUGUCGCAGAAGUGCGAAGACCUGGAAGGGCGCUCAAGGCAGAAUAAUAUACGUAUUGUUGGAGUUCCAGAGGGAUCGCCCAAGCCCAAGGAUGGAGAGCCCCCUCGCCCUUUUGUUGCACGUGUAAACUUGUUUCAACAACGCAACAAGAUUUUGCGGAAAGCUGGUGCUUCGGCUCCACUCCCAUACCAGGGAAAGAGGGUGUCCGUGUUCCCGGAUUUCACUGCCGCCGUUUCUAAGAAGAGAUCUGCUUUUGCCACGGUGAAAAAAGGGCUCCAUUCAUGCCCGGGUGUGAAGUUUGGCCUGUUCUAUCCUGCGGUGCUGCGUGUUACUCUUCCCGGUGGACAGACUCAUCGUUUCGAAGACCCAGCACUUGCAGCGGACUUUGUGACCAAACAUGUGAAGACUAUGGUGUCUCCUGACUCUGUCUGA
Messenger RNA from Knipowitschia caucasica, 807 nucleotides. NCBI's taxonomy places the organism in Eukaryota, Metazoa, Chordata, Actinopteri, Gobiiformes, Gobiidae. The record is from the annotation of a GenBank genome assembly.